GACGCACGCACACACAUAUUGACACCUGGCGCAGGAGUCGCUGCUUGCGGCACUUUCAACUAAAAACAGCAAGAAAAAACGCAACAACGGGGCGAGAGGAGAGCAGUAGUCGUAGCAAAAGGCCUCCCCCCGUCCGUCUCCCUCGCUCAGUAACAUUUAAAAGCAACAAAAACAGGGACAAGAGAGCAAACAUACAUGCCUACCUUAACCCAAUUAAAAUACCAUAUUAUUUAACAAAAGAAAUUGUGUUAUUUGCAAGCAACACACAUACAAAGCAAAGCAAAGCAAGAGCAAGCAAUCCAAUCAAGCGAGAAAGAGAGAGAGAGAGUAUAUGACUUUUUGAAAGUGUAAAAUUUAAAAACGGUUGCCUUUUUGCCAUACGGAAGUGAAAUUCUUACGGCAAAUACAAAGAGAGUCUGCAUUCGUUAAACAAAAAGAUUUUUGUGUAAGCUUAGCUUAAAAAAAAAUGAUCGAGAGCCUUUAUAGUUAGUGUUUGUGUGUGUGUGUGACAGAGCAAAAGAGAGCACUGUGCAUGUGUGUCACGUCUUAGCAACAACGUAAAUUUCAGUUACGAUUACAACAUACUAAAAUCAAGCAAUAUUUGCACAGAAUCAACAACAACAACAACAACAGCAGCAACUGAAUAACGGAAGCAGGAGAGAGGACUUUCCAGUGGCAGCUUCCAGGAUUGACAACACUUCCGCAACGAGUGCUUCCCGUACGUUCCCGUCCUUUUCCACGAGCACACCACCUUCCAAGCAAGCCCAGCAGCCGCCCCUUCCACGAUUUCCAAGCUGGCCCAACCAACCGAGAAAGAGCAACCUUCCAGCCUUCCAACCUUCCAACAUUAUCCAGAUUAUCCAUUUACCGGGAACGAUCGAGGGGCUAUCUAAAUUGCUAUCCAAUUGGCGGCUAGCUGCGCGCACGUUAUGACCAAUUCGAUUGCGUCAACGAAAUGCCUGCCCAAUGCACUAUCGACCGGCAAUUAUGGAAUGUCCCAGAGCCACCGUUACACCGAUGAUAGCAAGGAGUACAUCAUCGUCAAGCUCACCGAUUCAGCGUUCCGUGCGAUCGAGGAAUAUCAGCGCGAUGACAACGCCAAGCGCCUGCCGCCCAACCAGCGGGCCAAGAUCCAAUUUGUGGGCAACACGGGCGUCAUCCAGUUCCCGCGACCAGCGACGGAUGCUAAUGGCAUCCCUAAUGCUAAUGGCAAUGGCAGCGAGGCCUCGUCAGGAUCAGGAGGAGGAUCAGGAGGUCGCAAAUUUGGUUUCACCAUCAACAAUAUGGAGGGAACGCUCGAGUGCGUUCAGCAGCAGCAACAGAACCUCGGAGUCCUCGGAGCGGUCACCCUGCGAAUGCGGAUCCAUGCCAAUGACGAUGUCUACGAUACGACACGCACAAAAAUGGCCAUUGCCGAGGAGACGGAGAAGAGCAAGUGCAUCAGGGAGAUUAAACCGAAUCAGUCGGAUAUCGGGCGUAAGGUGAAGAAGCCGCCCUCGGCAGUCCAGUCCUCCGUAUCCGUAUCCGCCUCAGCCUUCUCCUCCUCCAACUCCUCUAACUCUAAUUCUGGUUUGACGACGACGACGGCAUUUCAUCAUCACAGCAGCAACAGCAACAGCAACAACAACAACAGUGGGAUCAACAACAACAACAGCAGCAAUAGUUUUAAUAGCAACAACCAUAGUCGUAAGUUAGGUUCAUCGCCAUUUAAUGGUUUAGGCGUAGGAUCCAGCAGCUCCUCCAACGCGUUCGCCUCGCGUUCGCCCAAUCCCAGCACCCUGGGCGCCAGCGGCACAGUCAAUGGUCGCUAUAAUGGCGGUGGUGGCGGUGGUGCAGCCUCCUCGCUAGCUUCCACAUUCGCCAACGGCAUCUCGCAGGGCUACAAUAACCUGAGCGGCAGCUCGCCAAGGGAAGCCAUGCCAGCUGGAGCAGCUGGAGCAUCAGCAUCAUCAGCCAUCUCCUCACGCAACAAGAUGCCAAGCGGAGGAUUAACCUCCUCCAACUCCUCCUCCUCCUCCAGGGGUGCCAAUAACAAGUCGUCGGGCGGCAACAAGAUGUCCGAUGUGUCCAGACGCAACAUACGCGAACGGCUCAUCCAUUUGCUGGCCCUGAAGGCCUUCAAGAAACCCGAACUGUUCGCCCGGCUAAAGAACGAGGGAAUACGGGAUCGGGAGCGCAACCAGAUCACCAACAUACUCAUGGACAUCAGCAUCAUGUCGCACAACACGUACAAUCUGCGUCGCCAGAUGUGGAACGAUGUGGACGAGAAUUGGCCCUUUUUCAGCGAGCAGGAAGUGCAGCAGUUGAAGCGUCGCAAGCCGCAGAAUCUGACGCCGCCGAUGAGCUCGGAUGCGGGUAGUUCGACGUCUGGACAGAGUCCCACAUCGACGCACACGGGCAGUCCGCCGCCGCCGAGCAAUGGCGGUGGUGGCGGUCCGGGAGGAAUCGGCGGAGUUGCAGGUUCAGCCGGUGGUGGUGGCCUAAAGCGGACCAGCCUCGAGUACGACGAGACCAUGUUCAGCACGGUUCAGCCGAAGAAGCAGCGCAUCAGUCACUACAAGAAGGACACUCCGCCCUCGGGCACCUCGUACUCCUCUGCUCCCGUGUCGAUUUCCUCCAGUCGGAAUCGUUAUACGCCGCCGCAAAGGCAGCCAGGUCCUUUGGAUGAUCACAGCACUAGUGACCUCAGCUACAAUGUGCUGGACAACAUGGAGGAGUUUAUGAGCUCGACGGCAGCGGCCACGCAGCAAUCGCUUGAGCAGCAGCAGCAGCAGCAACAACAUCAUCCGAGGAGCAGCAGUAGUAGCAGUAGGAGAGGCAGCUCCUCUUUGGCGGGCAGCAGCAAUGGAGGCGGCAACAAGGAUAAGCGCAACUCGACGGGCAGCAAUUCGAGCAGCUCCAGUGGCUACGAGACGCAACAGGAUCGCCAGCGGACAACGGCGGCAAUGUCGUCGUCGAACCGAAGCAGCAGCAGCAGCAGCAAAUCCGCCUCCUCUUCGACGACGCCGCCGAAAUUGGCUGCCAGUUUUGUGCCCGCUGCCGCCGCUUCUGCAACGGCCUCCAGCAAGCAACGUUUGCCGCCCCAGCAGAGCGACUAUAGUAGCUCCUCGUACAACAGCAAUAACACGCAACAUGCGGCCUCCAACAGCAAGAAGAGGACGAGUAGUAGUGGUGGUGCUGCCAGUGGCGGUGGAUCGAAUGGCCAGCGGCAGAGGAGUUCCAGCUAUCAGCAGGUGCCGCCACCGCGAACCGCUUCCCUCCAGCAGCAGCAGCAGAAUCAGCAGCAUCAGCAGCAGAAACGUCAACAACAGCAGCAGCAGCAGCAACAGGCGGCACAACAGCAGCAGCCGCACAAUAACUACCAUCAGCAGGCCAAGCAUCCCUCGCCCACGCAACAGCUAGCUGCCGCUGCCCAUGCCUAUGCCCAUGCCACCGCCGAUGCGGACUCAUCCUCCAUGCCCCGCUACGACUUCAGCCAAUACGUGCCCAUCCAGACGCUGGAGGUGCGGCGGCGCUACAAGACUGAAUUCGAGAGCGACUACGAUGAGUACCGCAAGCUGUUGACGCGCGUCGAGGAUGUACGCAAUCGUUUUCAGGAUCUAUCCGAGCGUCUGGAGAGCGCCAGGCGCUGUGACAAUGGAUAUGGGGACUACGAUCACAUCAAGCGGCAGAUUGUGUGCGAAUACGAGCGGAUUAAUAACGAUCGCACCAUUGGCGAGGACAAGCAGCGGUUUGAUUAUCUGCACGCCAAGCUGGCGCACAUUAAGCAGCUGGUGAUGGACUAUGACAAGACUUUAAUGAGUGCCACAACGGCGGCGGCUCCGGUGGUUGUUGCACCCGCAGAAGUGGCUGCAGCGCCUCCAGUUGCGGAGCAGCAGAGGAGGCAGCAUCACGCUGUUGAGACGAUAGAACAGAAGCAACAGAAGCAGCAGCAACAGCAGCAGCAGCAACAUCUACAGCAGCAACAUCUACAGCAGCAGCAGCAGCAACAUCAGCAGAAUGCGAGCGACUCGGAUUCGGAUUCGGACAGCUCGGACUCGAACGAUGAUGACGACGAGGACUGCGAUGAUUCCAACUCCAAUACCGAUGACGAUGAGGCACCCUACUGAUCCUGCUGGGACUACUUCGAUGACCAUCCGCUGAUAUCCCCCAAUGUAAAAAGGCAAAACAAGAAAGAAACUAUUAUAAAUACUACAAACUAUUAUAGUAAAAACGCAAAAAAAAAAACAAAACC
Molecule: messenger RNA, 4234 nt
Organism: Drosophila takahashii
Lineage: Eukaryota; Metazoa; Arthropoda; Insecta; Diptera; Drosophilidae
Gene: Su(Tpl)
Product: Suppressor of Triplolethal
Biological process (GO): snRNA transcription by RNA polymerase II; transcription elongation by RNA polymerase II; positive regulation of transcription elongation by RNA polymerase II
Cellular component (GO): transcription elongation factor complex
Molecular function (GO): cis-regulatory region sequence-specific DNA binding
Source: RefSeq, a predicted model, not a curated record